UCUGCGUCGCAUCCACCUUCUGACAUUUUCAAUGACAGUUUGCACACAUUUUGUUACAUUUCUUUGAUAUCAAAGGUGGUCAAAUCAUAAGGUGACCGCUAUGCACAGAGCUGUAUAUUCCUGUUCUAAUAUCGUCGGUCCAGCCAUGAUUCGCCAGUGUUUAAAAUGCAGAGUGCCCCAGCAGCUGAGCUCACGUGCGUACAGUGUGGUGCCGACCCCACGCGACAGUGAGGAGAAGGAGAUGCUGCACCGGAUCCUGCGCGUGGAUCACGCGGGUGAAUACGGGGCCAACCGCAUCUACGCCGGCCAGAUGGCAGUGUUGGGUCGGUCAAGUAUAGGACCUCUCAUCCAGGAAAUGUGGGAUCAAGAAAAGGUACAUCUUGCAAAAUUCACUGAGAUUCUGGCAGAGAGCAGAGUCCGCCCCACAGCGCUGUUACCCUUCUGGAACAUCGCUGGCUUUGUAUUAGGUGCGUCCAGUGCACUGCUGGGAAAAGAGGGCGCCAUGGCCUGCACUGUGGCGGUGGAGGAGAGUAUUUCAGAGCACUACAACAGCCAGAUAAGAGCUCUGAUGGAGGAGGACCCCGACAGAUACACUGAACUGUUACAAGUAAUAAAGGAAUUCCGAGAUGAUGAGAUUGAGCAUCAUGACACAGGAUUGGAGCAUGAUGCUGAAUCGGUUCCUGGAUACUGGAUACUUAAAAAUGCAAUUCAGCUUGGCUGCAAAGCUGCAAUAUAUGCUUCUCAGCGAAUCUAACAUUGUGAUUGGAAUAAUGGACUUUCUUUGGACAAUAUUUGACAUGUUGACCCAGUAUAUAUAAAUGGUUUGAAUUUGAUUGUUGUACUUUGCAAGAUACAAACAUUCAAAGCAACCUAGAUAAAUCAUAAUGUCAAAUCAUGUCUACAAUGUAUAAGACAUGGACAGUUUAAUUAAGUGUGUUGGUCAAUAAGCUGCAUUCAGACCAAAUUGUCAUUGGUUGGUACAAUCGCUGGUGUUACUUUCAUAAGUAGAAAAGAGACUCAUAACAUAAUUUUUUGGGUGUGGGAUUGUAAAUGUGUGCAAGAGAGAAAGACAAAAAGAGACAAAGCUCCUGUCUUUAAAGAAUGGGUAAUUGUUUUGCUGCUUUUACAAAACAAUAUAAUAUCCAAUAAAGAACACCAUUUGUAA
Trematomus bernacchii (emerald rockcod) is the source of this 1165-nucleotide messenger RNA. RefSeq names its product coenzyme Q7 homolog, ubiquinone (yeast) (gene coq7). The transcript is spliced from 6 exons. Lineage: Eukaryota; Metazoa; Chordata; Actinopteri; Perciformes; Nototheniidae. The coding region runs from base 101 to 754 and encodes 217 amino acids. Gene Ontology annotation, biological process: regulation of reactive oxygen species metabolic process; regulation of gene expression; determination of adult lifespan. Gene Ontology annotation, cellular component: nucleus; mitochondrial inner membrane. The record is from RefSeq and is a predicted model, not a curated record. Gene Ontology annotation, molecular function: 3-demethoxyubiquinol 3-hydroxylase activity.